Messenger RNA from Salvia miltiorrhiza (redroot sage), 2519 nucleotides. Its product is annotated as cucumisin-like. Gene Ontology annotation, molecular function: serine-type endopeptidase activity. The coding region runs from base 29 to 2353 and encodes 774 amino acids. NCBI's taxonomy places the organism in Eukaryota, Viridiplantae, Streptophyta, Magnoliopsida, Lamiales, Lamiaceae. The record is from RefSeq and is a predicted model, not a curated record. Gene Ontology annotation, biological process: proteolysis. The transcript is spliced from 10 exons.
UAUCACAAAUACUAAUUAGUCGAUCGAGAUGGUGAAAGCAGCAGUGUUUUCGCUUCUCUAUCCUCUGUUGCUUUCAGCUCUUGUGCUCAACUGCCAAUGUCAACACAGGACUCUUCACGUUGUCUACAUGGGAGCUAGGCCCGACGGCGAUGUGUCGGUUGCAUCCACGCAUCAUUCCAUGUUGCAUAAAGUACUUGGAAGUGCGAGUUCUGCGAAAGAAUCACUGGUUUACAGCUACGGCAGAAGCUUCAACGGAUUCGCGGCCAAGCUGAGUAAUGAGGAAGCCAAAAGGAUUGCAGAAAUGGAAGGAGUGGUGUCAGUUAACAAGAACCAAGUGUACAAGCUGCACACCACCAGAUCUUGGGAUUUCUUGAACCUUACAACCGACAAACUCGGAGCUCCUCCUCAAUCUGAUGUCGUCAUUGCCCUCCUAGACACCGGAGUGUGGCCGGAGCAUCCAAGUUUCAACGACUCAGGUUUUGGAUCUCCGCCAGCCAAAUGGAAGGGAGCCUGCACGGGCCAAAAUUUCACUUGCAAUAACAAGAUCAUCGGAGCACGUUUCUACAACAGCGACGGCUACUCGGGCGGCGAGGAUCAAUCGGCAAGGGACACGGAAGGGCACGGAACCCACACGGCGUCAACGGCUUCGGGAGUGGAGGUGGAGGCGAGCUACUUCGGCGUGGCCGAGGGCGUAGCGCGAGGAGGCGUUCCCAAAUCAAGAGUGGCGGUCUACAAAGUGUGCUGGUCGUUCGGGUGCAACUCGGCAGACAUCCUUAAGGCCUUCGACGAUGCCAUUGUCGACGGAGUUGAUGUCAUCUCCGUGUCAUUGGGAUCCGACUGGCCGGCCGACUACGUGGACGACACCAUCGCCAUCGGAUCUUUCCACGCCAUGAAGAAUGGGAUUCUCACCUCCAAUUCGGCAGGGAACUCGGGGCCGUACCCCGUUUCAGUCUCCAACUUUUCACCAUGGACACUCACGGUUGCUGCCAGCACCAUUGAUAGGAAAUUCGUCGCUAGGCUUCAGCUCGGAGACGGCCAAAUACUAUCGGGAAUCCUCAUAAACACCUUUGAUCUCAAUGGGACUUCAUACCCUUUGAUUUGGGGUGGAGAUGCUGCAAACUACACCAUUGGUUCUAGCCCCGACUAUGCCAAAUUCUGCUUGGACGGUGCGAUGAAUACCGACAUGGUGGCUGGGAAAAUCGUCUACUGUGAGGCGCUAUUCGACGGCGCCACCAUCCUGCUGGCCAACGGCGUCGGCACCAUCAUGUCCGACGUCACUUUCGACACUCCCGAUUACUCCUUCAGCUGGCCGUUGCCAGCCACGUUCAUCAGCCCCGAAGAUGGAAAGAAGGUUCUAAACUACAUCAAAAGUUCAUGCAACCCUGUAGCAACCAUACUUGUGAGCGAUGCGUGGAAGGACGGCAUGGCUCCGAUCGUUGCCUCGUUUUCAUCGAGGGGGCCGAGCGCCAUCAGCCCCGACAUUCUCAAGCCUGAUAUCACCGCCCCCGGCGUCGACAUUCUGGCCGGGUGGUCGCCGCUGGCGGGGGGCACGUCGGUGUACGAAGGCGAUACGAGAAGCACACUAUUCAAUAUCGUCUCCGGUACAUCCAUGUCGUGCCCUCAUGCUAGCGGCGCCGCUGCUUUUGUGAAAUCCCUUCACCCCACCUGGUCUCCCGCUAUGAUCAAGUCUGCCCUCAUGACAACAGCUUACGUGAUGGACCCGAGGAAGCACCGCGAUCUCGAGUUCGCCUACGGGUCGGGGCAGAUCAACCCGGUCGCGGCUCAGGACCCGGGCCUAGUCUUCGACGCAUCCGAGGCGGACUACGUCAACUUCCUCUGCAAGCAAGGCUACAACACCACCACCCUCCGCCUCAUCACCGGCGACAACACCACCUGCGCCUCCACAACCGCGGGCCGCGCCUGGGACCUCAACUACCCCUCCUUCUCUCUCUACGUCGAGGACGGCCACAAGAUCAGCGCCGUCUUCACCAGGACCGUCACCAACGUCGGCGACGCCAACUCCACCUACACAGCCACCCUCUACAUGCCGUCGCCGUCCAUCAACGUCACCGUCUCGCCGCCUUCUCUGACCUUCUCGAGCGCCGGAGAGGCUCAGAACUUUACGGUCACCGUGGAGGGCCCCGCCAUCGCGCAGCAGCCGAUCGUCUCGGGCGCUAUUGUCUGGACGGACGGGAAGCGCGCGGUGAGGACGCCGCUCGUGGUGUACAACUACCUCCCCGGCGCUCCCUACAACCUCGACGGGAGCGGCGGCACCGCCGCUCCCGGGAAGCUGCCCUUCCGCAACUCUAGGAGCGGGAAGAUUGGGCAGGUUAAACCGCAUCCGCAGUUCUAAACAGUGAAGAAUCAACUCGGGCAUGGCAAAGUCGUGUUUCGAGACGGCAACUGUAAAACAAGGGCAGCUCUCCUUGCUUGCUGCCUCUCUUGAAAUUGUAUCAUGUACUAAUAGUUACUACUCCACUAAAUAAGACUGUUGUUGCCUUAAAUUAUUUCUUCUUUUU